Molecule: messenger RNA, 5015 nt
Organism: Myxocyprinus asiaticus (Chinese sucker)
Lineage: Eukaryota; Metazoa; Chordata; Actinopteri; Cypriniformes; Catostomidae
Product: protein mono-ADP-ribosyltransferase PARP6
Exons: 23
Coding region: 367-2280 (637 amino acids)
Biological process (GO): endoplasmic reticulum unfolded protein response
Cellular component (GO): intracellular anatomical structure; nuclear envelope; endoplasmic reticulum tubular network
Molecular function (GO): NAD+ poly-ADP-ribosyltransferase activity; kinase binding; protein serine/threonine kinase activator activity
Source: RefSeq, a predicted model, not a curated record
UAAGACAGCACUGGCAGCAGAGAUCUGCCAUAGAUAAAUAAACAGACACACAGCAAAGCCAGAGAGAGAGAGGAAGCAUCAAAAUGGAGGACUGCUGCUUGUGUAGAAUAAUUCAGUAUUAUUAGAUUGUCUGUGUGUGUGGCUUUUAUUUAAUCUGUUUUAUAUUAAGGGCAGUGUCAUCAUUUUGGAGGCAAAGGUGGCAUCGUUGUGUUGUGAGAAGAGCGGUCGGUCCAUCUUCUGAAGAAAGUGGACAGUCAAUCAGACUGAAGGCAUUUGCCCUCAUUUCAGAGAUCCUGUUGUUUCGGAGUAAAAAUGGAUCAGAAAAGCUUCAUCCUCUCAGACACACACCUGUGAACACCAGAGCCAAUGGAUAUUAAAGGCCAGUGCUGGACAGAUGAAGAAUCAGAUGGAGAGAAUGAAUCGGAGCAGUUCCUGUAUGGUAUUCAGGGGAGCUGUGCAGCUGACCUGUAUCGUCACCCGCAACUGGACGCUGAUAUUGAAGCUGUAAAAGACAUCUACACGGACAGCGCUGUUUCUGUCAGAGAGUACGGCACGAUUGAUGAUGUGGACAUCGACCUACAAAUCAACAUCAGCUUCCUGGAUGAGGAGGUGGCGACCGCAUGGAAGGUAAUUCGAACAGAACCCAUUGUCUUGCGUCUCCGUUUCUCUCUUUCACAGUACCUAGAUGGACCAGAACCAUCUGUGGACAUUUUCCAACCAUCUAAUAAGGAAGGCUUUAGCUUGGGCGUCCAACUAAAGAAGAUUCUCAGCACGUUCACAUCUCAGCAGUGGAAACAUCUCAGUAAUGAGUUCCUCAAAGCUCAACAGGAGAAACGACACAGCUGGUUCAAAGCUGGAGGAACCAUCAAGAAAUUCCGUGCCGGACUGAGUAUCUUCUCCCCGAUCCCAAAGUCUCCCAGUUUCCCUCUGAUCCAGGACACCAUUUUGAAAGGCAAACUGAGUGUCCCUGAGCUCAGAGUCACCAGGCUCAUGAACCGCUCCAUCUCUUGUACCAUGAAGAACCCAAAGGGGGAGCUGUUUAGCUACCCUCCAAACAGCCAGACUGUAGCUGUGCCGGCGGGCCGGGCCCCUGCGCAGAUUACCACCCGCCAGCUGAUUGAGUUGUUUUUCUCAUCCCAGGCGGGCGGACACUGCAAGAACAUCCCCACGCUGGAGUACGGCUUCCUCGUCCAGAUCAUGAAAUACUCUGAGCAGCGUAUACCCACUCUAAACGAGUACUGUGUGGUUUGUGACGAGCAGCAUGUCUUUCAGAACGGAUCCAUGCUGAAGCCUGCAGUGUGCACGAGAGAGCUGUGUGUGUUUUCAUUCUACACACUGGGCGUGAUGUCAGGUGCUGCUGAAGAGGUCGCCACAGGUGCUGAGGUUGUGGAUCUGUUGGUGGCCAUGUGUCGAGCCGCUCUGGAGUCGCCCCGUAAAAGUAUCAUCUUUGAGCCGUAUCCAUCUGUGGUUGACCCCAGUGACCCCAAAACUCUCGCCUUCAACCCGAAGAAGAAGAAUUAUGAGCGUUUGCAGAAAGCUCUUGACAGUGUGAUGUCUAUUCGAGAGAUGACACAGGGCUCAUAUCUGGAGAUUAAGAAGCAGAUGGAUAAAUUGGAUCCUUUGGCCCAUCCAUUACUGCAGUGGAUCAUUUCCAGUAACAGGUCACAUAUUGUGAAGCUGCCACUCAGUAGGCAACUAAAGUUCAUGCACACAUCUCAUCAGUUUCUGCUGUUAAGCAGUCCGCCAGCGAAAGAAGCUCGAUUCCGCACCGCAAAGAAACUCUACGGCAGCACGUUUGCGUUUCAUGGUUCCCAUAUUGAGAACUGGCACUCUGUUCUGAGAAAUGGACUUGUCAAUGCCUCUUAUACCAAACUACAGCUGCAUGGAGCAGCGUAUGGGAAGGGCAUCUAUCUGAGCCCUAUAUCCAGCAUUUCCUUUGGAUACUCGGGAAUGGGGAAGGGGCAACAUCGCAUGCCCACAAAAGAUGAACUAGUCCAGCGAUAUAAUCGAAUGAACACUAUGCCACAGAGUCGUCCGAUACAGUCACGAUUCCUCCAGAGCAGAAAUUUAAACUGCAUUGCUCUUUGUGAAGUAAUAACAUCUAAAGACCUACAGAAACAUGGAAAUAUCUGGGUGUGUCCGGUGUCUGAUCACGUCUGCACACGCUUCUUUUUUGUGUAUGAGGAUGGUCAGGUAGGAGAUGCUAAUAUUAACACACAGGAGCCCAAGAUACAGAAGGAAAUCAUGCGGGUGAUUGGCACACAAAUCUACUCCAGCUGAAUGAGGUUUCCCUCGGACACUGCUUGGAUUUUCAAAGCCGAGACAGACACAUUCCUGGGCUCCAAACUCACUCAAGGGUGGAAACACAGAGGAGCCCAGCAUCUCUCCUGCCUGCCCUCUUUACUCUACUCUACUCCAUCUAUACUUUCUGUUAUCCUGUCUUUUGUAGGGAGUGUGGGACAUGCGUUUCCUCCAGUGUGGUUUUCCUUUGUGGGACGGAUGUACAACCGCCUGUUUCUCUCUCAACAGGAAAUUAGAUUUAAGAAACUGCAGGGACAUACGUAGAAGCUUUUAUCUGCUCACUUCAAAGAAUUGCUGCUUUCCCAGAGUUCCCAGUGUUGAUGUGACAGAUUCUGAAAGCCAAUAACAGUGCAAAAAGCCCCUCCCACAUCUCUUUGUGACAUCUCUGUGACUACCUGCCAAGCUGCUGUCAGUCAAAACAAGACAAAUGCUUGAUUGGAGGGAGCAGUUGUCUAUUGAAACUGUUUUGAACUUGCUCAAGCAAGUUACAUCUGUCAAAUUCUCUCAUUUACUUUUUAAACUCUUUUUAUAUCAAAUGCAUCUGUUUGACAAACCAUUUCUUGCACAAAGGGGGGAAAUUACUAUAUUGAAUUGCGCCUGCUGAUAGCGCCGUUUAUUUGCACAUGCAUUCUUUUUUCUUUUUUUUCUCCCCUUUUUCUCCCCAAUUUGGAGUGCCCAAUUCCCAAUGCGCUCUAAGUCCUCAUGGUGGAGUAGUGAUUUGCAUCAGUCCGGGUGGCGGAGGACGACUCUCAGUUGCCUCCGCAUCUGAGACCGUCAAUCCGUGCAUCUUAUCACGUGGCUUGUUGACUGCGUCACCGCGGAGACAUAGUGCGUGUGGAUGCUUCACUCUAUUCUCAGCGGCAUACAUGCACAACUCACCACGUGACCCACUUAGAGCGAGAACCACAUUAUGGUGAUCAUGAGGAGGUUACCCCAUGUGACUCUACCCUCCCUAGCAACUGGGCCAAUAUGGUUGCUUAGGAGACCUGGCUGGAGUCACUCAGCAAGCCCUGGAUUCAAACUCGUGACUCCAGGCGUGGUAGUCAGCGUCUUUACUCGCUGAGCUACCCAGGCCCCCAACAAGGUGCAUUCUUUAAUAAGCCCAAUUUGCAUAGGAAGGAGACUUGUUUAUCCUGUAAAGAAUGAUAAAGACAUAUUUUAAAUACGGCACAGUGCUAUAUCAGAGUGCCUGGUUAAACUGGAUUGUGGUUUGUGUGCCGAAAAUGUGCCGCAACUAUUUAGGGAAUUUGCCCCUAUCUCUUGUUUCCUUUAAAACUCUCUUCAUAUCAAAUUCAAUCUGUUCAAUUUGUUUCUCGCGCUAAAAAUAUUUAAACACGUUAAAGAAAGUCAUUUAAAAAUGUUUAUGCAGUUUUUUGUCACUGGAGUGUAAAUGAUGGAUCUUUGUGCGUUUUUAUUAUGUUUGUAAAGCGCAAUCUUCAUAUCACUGCUCGGCUGCUCUUACUGAGUGAUGACAUAUAUUAAUAUCCCAGAUGUAUUUAUCUCUGAGUUUUUUGCCGAAAUCAAUUUCCUGACUUUUGUUUCUCAGCUCACUGAACUCCGCUUGCGUACAAACGCUUGCCGUGAUUUAUCACGGAACUUUCUCUUUUGGAAAGUCACGGAAAUUUUUUUUCUUGCUGUUGGACCAAAUGGGAACACAAAAAUGAUAUUUACUGUGGUCUCCCAUUCACCCACUAUAGUUUACUUCCACUCUUUAAAACUGGAAAUGUGAAAAGGGUCCAUUUAUUCCUUUGGGACGUUCUGAAAAGCUUGUAUAAAAUGUCUGAGAUGUAUUUCUGCUCUCAAUUCUUGGACAUUCCUGAAUACGUGUUGAUAAUUUCCACAAAAGCUUACCUCCUUUUCUCUGCAGUAGACUUCUCUGUGUUGACUUUAUUCUGUUUGUUCUCUCUGACUUUUGGUAAACACGUGAAAGUCUCUCAGUGUGUCUCUCUAAGUUGUACAUUAUUUUGUAGAGUUUAUUUUCGGAUGUCGUGCUGAUGUCUGAUUCUCUCUAAUGCACCUUCUCUUCGACAUGCCCUUGGCUUUGUUAGACUGGCAAACAAAGGCGUGAAACGGUCAGGAAUGUUGAUUCUUUUUAUGAAAUCAGGUUUGGAGGCUGUGUGUUGGAGGUGUAGAUUGACCUGUAAUAACAACAAUGGGAAUGGAGUAAUUGUACCGGUGGAAUGUUUUUAGCCGGUCUGGGAUGAACUUUCUGAUUUACUGUUCUUUGGUUAUGCUGAAUGCACUGCGGUAUAAAGGUGGAAUUGGGCCGAAACUAAUGAAUAAAGAGAUUUUGCACAAUUGUAGUUUAAUUUCUCUGAAUUUUAUCAAUUUCAUCAGCACUUGAAGUUUGAGGAGCCAUUCAUUCAUUCAAAUGAGGUUCUCAUAAGAAAAUACACUAUAAAUCAAAUCCUGCUGUUCCCCGGUACAUGUCCAGCCCUGAUCACCCGCACAGCAGCUCUCCUCCACUAGAGGGAACUCAGGAGCUACAAACCUCCUCCUCCAACUGUCUCGUUUCUCACACACAUUUUGUUUCAGCAAUAAAAGGUAUCCUGAUAAGAGGGUGCAGGGUUAGAAGGGGCUGUGUCCUUCAUUUUCUCAUCUCCUGUAUUUUUUUUUCUCUUCUCUCAAUCUUUCUUUCUCUGGUAGUGUCUUGUGGAGUAAACACAGACUUAAUAAUGAAAUCCGCCCCCCAGAAACUUUUGACGCCCCUAUCC